AUGGCCUGGCACCUGUUGUUCCUGAUCCUGGUGAUGGCCGAUGCCCACGCAUCCUGCGACCCAGAGCCGGCUGAAGAUGCCUUUGUGCAGCUAACGCCGGGUCACGGUCGCUCCAGCAGGGCCAGGGCCGAGCCUUCGACUCCACAGUCCCAGCUUCAGAACGCCUUCCAGAAUGCCAAGCUUUGCCUCUUGAUCCAGUACCCCAAAGGCGGUCCCUAUCCUAUGCCCCCUUGCAACUUUGAGCCAGUCGACUGUGCUGACCCAGCCAUCGCUUUGUGCUGCUAUCAAUGCCUUCCAACUGUGCAUGGCUGUGAUGGUCCAGAGCUUGCUCCACCCUGCCAGGCACGAAACGCCGCCUGCGAGAUGGCUCUCUUUAUGGUGGACGACGCGAACCCUCUGGCUCAACCGCACCUUUACGUCGUGCCGGGCACGUACCCUUCCGCUGCCGUCUCAAGGCCUGAGAUGUUGGCUGUGACGGGAGGCUAUAAUCUGGACAUGUGGCAGGUAUUGCAAAAUCUCACGGCCAUUUGCUUCGGUGAUAAUUUCGAGUGGCUUCGACAUCAAAGCGAUUUCAUCAAGAAGAAGUCGGACGCCGUCGAUUUUGCCUGUUCGGACAAUGGUGCGCAGUGCGAGUUGAACCCCAACUCGACGGCAAGCACCCCGGAGGGGGAGGACGCCAUGAAGAGAAUGCAGCAGAUUUUGCGGGCAGCCAGCAUAACGGCCGGUGACUUGCUCAUACAGAUAUCGACGCGCUUUACGCCGGCAGGGAAAAUCGCAGCCACAAUCUUCCAGACAGCGUCUGGGCUUGCGCUGGAAACAACGAGUGGACUUCCCACCAAUCCCUGCACUUAUGCUGGGACAGAGUGGGGCCAAUGCGUGUGGUGGCAAGUCCGAACGUAUGUGGAAAGGUACGUCACCAGCUAUGUGAAGGAAGCGCUGAAGAAGUACAAUCAUGGGCAACUCGAAGACAGACUGGGCCAAAUCCAGACUCAGUUGAAGAGCAUCAAACAGCACUACAAGGACCAAGUUAACAGCAAAGAGUCGAUAGAAUAUGUUGUGCAGCAAAUGGAGCAACUGCGCAACAAGAUGGUGGGAGAUGGGACGUGGUUUUUGGACAGCGAGCUUCUGGUCCAGUUCUUCACCAUCGACGUGACUCGGCAGUUCUUGAACAGCUCUCUGAAGCGUGGCACCUACUUCAUGCAGAAUCGGAUGUCGGAGCUCAAGGCCAUCAAGGUCAAUCGCACGAAAUAUUUGUUUGGUGACCAUGUCCCAUACUACUACUUCGGUCAGUUCGAUGCAAUGUGCCAGACAACAGAGAACGAUGCAUUCAAAGACAGCCCGUACAUCUGUGACCCUGCGUACGGCCACUACGACGAAGGAAUGAACAGGGCCACGGCGUGUGCGGUGCCGCGCAAGACAGCGGCUAUUUUCCUUGGCUCAACUGGCAGUGCCACCAGGAGCGACCCCUAUGCCGGCAAUGACGGGGCGAGUGUGCAAAUGCUUGCGAACUGGAUGGUUUUCAACUGGGACAACCACGACACCGAUGCCUACAAAGGACAUGACUGGGGCAUUUUCACGCCGAAAUGUAACGAGGCCAAUGGGCAGAGGGGCUACGUCGCAGUGGGAAGCGUCGGUGAGAAUUUCUUGAAAAAUUGGAAUUUUACUCCCGACGAUCCGCCGGAGCCGUCGAAUUGGCCAAACCUGAUGUGCGUGAAGGAGGAGUACACGGAGACGGUCUCUAUGGACAAAGGGAGCUGGACUUGGGGUAUCCGCAAAGGUUAUUCCGCGUAUUCGGGCAUCGCCUGGGUCGGCAAGCCCUACAACACUGCCGACGGAGUACUUGUCAACGGGCCAUGCCAUGCAAAAGCCGGCUGGGAUGCAAGUGACUGGGAGCCGUACCAGGUCCACCAACUGAAAGAGUCGCUCGUGAAGUGGCUGGGCUCUUGUUAA
Messenger RNA from Symbiodinium sp. CCMP2592, 1950 nucleotides. Lineage: Eukaryota; Dinophyceae; Suessiales; Symbiodiniaceae. The record is from the annotation of a GenBank genome assembly.